UCUGAAAGGGAGGGACAGAGGAAGAUUUGAUAUAUAAGCAUGGAAGCCAAUUCUAAAAAUGCGUCUUCAUUUUGGGGGAGGUAGAGGGGAAAUGGCAGAUUCUAGCGAUUCCGUUUCCAUUGAUCUGGAAACGUUCACUCUUGGCGGCAAGGAGUAUCUUGUGAAAACUCGCAAUGGUACUAUUUCAGUUGCUGUGUUUGGAGACCAAGAUAAGCCGGCUCUUGUUACCUAUCCCGAUUUAGCUCUAAAUCAUAUCUCCUGUUUUCAAGGCUUGUUCUUUUGUCCAGAAGCUAGUUCCUUACUCCUCCACAACUUUUGCAUAUAUCAUAUAAGUCCUCCCGGGCAUGAGUUAGGAGCUGCCCCAAUCAGUUCUGAUGACCAUGUGCCUUCCGUUGAUGACUUGGCAGAUCAGAUUGUUGAGGUUCUCAACUUUUUUGGGCUUGGUGCUGUAAUGUGUAUGGGAGUUACAGCUGGAGCAUAUAUUCUUACCCUAUUUGCUAUGAAAUAUAGGCAACGUGUCCGUGGGUUAAUACUUGUUUCACCCCUCUGCAGAGCACCCUCAUGGACAGAAUGGUUAUUAAAUAAGGUGAUGUCAAAUUUACUGUAUUUCUAUGGCAUGUGUGGAGUGGUGAAGGAGUUAUUGCUUAAGCGGUACUUCAGUAAGGAAGUUCAUGGUAGUGUUCAAGUACCAGAAUCAGAUAUAGUUCAGGCUUGCAGAAGAUUGCUAGAUGAAAGGCAGAGUAUAAAUGUUUGGCAAUUCCUUGAAGCAAUGAACGGGAGACCUGACCUUAGCGAAGGACUAAGAAAACUGCAUUGCCGUUCGCUGAUAUUUGUUGGGGAGAACUCUCCUUUCCAUUCUGAGGCUCUUCACAUGACAUCAAAAUUAGAUAGAAGAUAUAGUGCCUUAGUGGAGGUUCAGGCAUGUGGAUCAAUGGUGACAGAGGAGCAGCCCCAUGCCAUGUUGAUACCAAUAGAGUACUUUCUUAUGGGAUACGGCUUAUACAGGCCAACUCUAAGCAUUAGCCCAAGAAGCCCUUUGAGUCCAUCUUGUGUCUCCCCGGAGCUUCUCUCACCGGAAAGCAUGGGCUUAAAGUUGAAGCCGAUUAAAACCCGAAUUUCUUUGGAAGUUUGAGAGAAGAUGAAAGAGAAAGGACAAGCUCACCUUUCUAAUCUAUAUAUGUAAGUUGUUUGCAACUUCUUUUGACCGGUUGGUGACGAUGAGAGAGCACUACUAGGGUUGUAGAUAGAGAAGUACAGACAGAAAAGGAGAUACUGUCAAUUUUUUCUAUUUGUAACCAUAAAUUUAGCUGAGGUGAAGUCAUCUGUAAAUCAUUGGAAUAAUUGUUGACUAGAUAAAUGCCAAUAAAGAUAAUAACAACGGGUAGCUGGUGAAUUUACGCUCUCCAUUUUCUAUUUGUUGUGUCUACUUUUGUAAAAUUGAUUAAUGGUUCUUUGACGCUGCCAAAAAAAUUGACAGCAGACCUUUUGGCACCAAAAGCUUCCACCUAAAAUCGUUACAUUUGUGCUUUCGCUACAGAAGAUAGGAGCCAUGGUUCAGGCAGUGUAGCAAUUGAACUCCAAUCCAGUUCAGAUGGCCAACUGUUUAACAAUUGUGAUCACUCGUUUUGCUGAAAAUUCUUGACAGCCGAGCCGAGCUUAUAUUUCCAAUUCACAAGUUUGUAUUUACUUUUACUCGUAUUUCUAAAUCAUAAAAAGUUAAAACUUCAAGCAGAUAAUAAUGGGAGAAAUUAUUUAACAUAAAUGGAUGAAAACAAGAAGAGAGAGAGAUAGAGAGGU
This is a messenger RNA of Durio zibethinus, 1797 nucleotides long. RefSeq names its product protein NDL2-like. The record is from RefSeq and is a predicted model, not a curated record. NCBI's taxonomy places the organism in Eukaryota, Viridiplantae, Streptophyta, Magnoliopsida, Malvales, Malvaceae.